Molecule: messenger RNA, 967 nt
Organism: Raphanus sativus (radish)
Lineage: Eukaryota; Viridiplantae; Streptophyta; Magnoliopsida; Brassicales; Brassicaceae
Product: transcription factor bHLH125-like
Exons: 3
Coding region: 89-889 (266 amino acids)
Biological process (GO): regulation of transcription by RNA polymerase II
Cellular component (GO): RNA polymerase II transcription regulator complex
Molecular function (GO): DNA-binding transcription factor activity, RNA polymerase II-specific; zinc ion binding; protein dimerization activity
Source: RefSeq, a predicted model, not a curated record
ACUCUCAAGUUGGGAAGUCACGACACUACGACAAAAAUAAAACCAAAAGCAUCUAAAAAUUCUAAGAUUUCAUUUUCACCAAGAAAAUAUGGACUUUGUGACUUCAUUGUUCAUGCCUGAUUUAACUGACGAAGAUGGAUUACCGUUUACUGAUUCUUUUCUUUCGCCGUUGAUAUCAUACCAAAACCAUGAUGUUUGCAACCCAAUCGCCGACAAAAAUGGUGUAAGCAAGAAGAAACGAAGUGUGUGUGAUACAUAUGGAGAAAGGGAAGCCAACAAAGGGGAUGAUGAUCGAGAAAGCAAGAAGAUGAGACACAGAGAUAUUGAAAGGCAAAGAAGAUUAGAAGUCUCAUCUCUUUUCAAAAGCUUAAGAUCUCUUUUGCCACUUCAAUAUAUCCAGGGCAAGCGCUCUUCAGCAGAUCACGUUUCUCAAGCAGUUAACUACAUCAAAGACUUGCAAAACAAGAUCAAAAAACUCAAUAAAAAGAAAAAUCGGUUAAAUAAAUCCAUACCGGGCACAGUUACGGCUCAUCCAACUACAGAGGAAUGCACUAGUAGUGUAUCAUCAUCAUUGUCGACAUCAUCACGGAGAUGCUCAUGUGCAGAUGACAAACACAUCACGGUUAUUGUCAUGCCUUGUUUUCACGGCAUGGAGAUCAUCAUAAGUUGCUGUCUCGAACGAAACCAGUUUCGUCUCUCGAGUGUUCUUCAAAUCUUGGCUCAAGAAGAAAGGCUUAGUGUUGUUAGCUGCCUCUCAACUAGGCUGCAACAGAGAUUUAUACACACAAUUGUUUCUCAGGUCGGCAAUGGAACAAAAAUCAACAUUUCGGAGCUUAAAGAGAAAAUACUGAAUAUGUCAGCCAUAAAGGAAUAUGUAGGCGAACUUUAAUGUAUAUUUCACUUUUGUUGUUAGUUAAAGUUUUAAAGACCGACUAUUUUCUUUUGUCAAAACUAACACUUUCUUUGU